GAGUGCGGCCUCUCCUCUAUGGUCGCGGGCUGGGGGCAAGCUCCGCACUGGCUCCUAGGUUACCUCCGGAAGUGAAGUCGCCACCCCCGCUCCUUCCUCGGGGGUCAGUGCUGGGUGAUGGCCGGGUAGGACCCAGGACGGAAGGAAUGGUGAGCUGUGGCGCGUCAGGGGAUUGCGAGAUGAGGCAACUGAAGCAGAAAAGAUUCCACGAUGCUUUACUGCACUUCCCUGAGGCAGACAUUUUCCUUAUCUGUGGAUCCCAGAAUUUGCUAAGAGAUGGAAGAGUCUCAAGAAAAUGACCUCAACAUCGUGGGUCCAGAGAAGGACGACCCUCUGGAAAGCCCUAGCCCUCAGAUUUCUGUCAGCGAAUUCUCGUGCCACUGCUGUUACGAUAUCCUGGUUAACCCCACCACCCUGAACUGUGGGCACAGCUUUUGCCGACACUGCCUAGCUUUGUGGUGGGUGUCGUCAAAGAAAACAGAGUGUCCGGAAUGCAGAGAGAAAUGGGAAGGCUUCCCCAAAGUCAACAUUCUCCUCAGGGAUGCUAUUGAGAAGUUAUUUCCUGAUGCCAUUAGAAUGAGACUUGAAGACAUAGAGCAGAAUAACGACAUAGUCCAGAGUCUCGCAGCCUUCCAAAAAUAUGGCAAUGACCAGAUUCCUUUAGCUCCCAACACAGGCCGAGUGAAUCAGCCGAGAGGAGGGGGCUUCUUUUCUGGAGUGCUCACAGCUCUAACUGGCGUGGCCGUGGUCCUGCUCGUGUAUCACUGGAGCAGCAGGGAGUCUGAGCACGACCUCCUGGUCCACAAGGCCGUGGCCCAAUGGACGGCGGAAGAAGUGGUCCUCUGGCUGGAGCAGCUGGGCCCUUGGGCCUCCCUCUACAGGGACAGGUUUUCAUCUGAGAGAGUGAAUGGAAGAUUGCUUUUAACCCUGACAGAGGAAGAAUUUUCAGGAGCACCGUAUACCAUAGAAAACAGCAGCCACAGAAGAGCCAUCCUCGCAGAGCUGGAGCGCGUCAAAGCACUAGGCGUGAAGCCUCCCCAAAAUCUCUGGGAAUAUAAGGCCGUGAACCCAGGCAGGUCCCUGUUCCUGCUCUACGCCCUCAAGAGCUCGCCAAGACUCAGUCUGCUGUACCUGUACCUGUUUGACUACACAGACACCUUCCUGCCCUUCAUCCACACUAUCUGCCCGCUGCAGGAGGACAGGGAGGACAUCAUCACCAAGCUUCUGGAUCUGAGGGAGCCCACCUGGCCACAGUGGAGAGAGUUCCUUGUCAAAUACUCCUUCCUGCCAUACCAGCUGAUUGCCGAAUUUGCCUGGGACUGGCUGGAGGUCCAUUACUGGACGUCACGGUUCCUCAUCGUCAAUGCCAUGUUACUCUCGGUUCUUGAAUUAUUCUCUUUUUGGAGGAUCUGGUCCAGAAGUGAGCUGAAGACAGUGCCUCAGAGGAUGUGGAGCCAUUUUUGGAAAGUGUCAACACAGGGGCUUUUUGUGGCCAUGUUCUGGCCCCUCAUUCCUCAGUUUGUUUGCAACUGUUUGUUUUAUUGGGCCCUGUAUUUCAACCCAAUUAUUAACAUCGAUCUCGUCGUCAAGGAAGUUCGACGGCUGGAAACCCAAGUGUUGUGACUGGUGAAGCCCCAGCUCCAAGAGACUCCUCAGUCAGUGGAGUGAGGGAGCGGACUUCCUGUUUUCUACCCCUGUGAAACAAGGUGCUGCUUUGUAUGUCAAAGGCUUCAACCAGGCCCUCUCUCUUGCUGUGGCCCCGUGGUGGCAGAGACUGAUAAUCAGCACAAGGAGGGAUCUCUGUUCUGCCCGCAGCAGAAGCACCUCCCACCAGCCACAUCUCCACAAGGACACAGGAGCGCAGGACAAUGGCUGACAGGACUCAGGCUCCUCAGAGGACAUCACGCCAUAUAGGUGACGCCCAGAGGCCAUCCCAUCAGCAGGCCCCUUCGCCCUAACCUCAGUGACUGAGAGGCUUGCUGGGGCGGGGGCCCAUCCUUUAAGUCAAGUUUAGGAAAACGGGUUGAAAUUUUGUCAUAGGCCUAGAUUGUUACCCAUAAAAAGCGCAGAGGAAAAACCCAGAAUUCAAUCACCAGUUCUCUCCUGUUGAGUAGCUGUUAGGCUUUGGAGUGAACCUCAGAAAGGAGUCAGUUUGAGGUGAGCAUGAUGGUGGGCUUGUCCUCACUGUUCGCUCUUCUGCAGUCAUUGAAGUUUGGAUCCCUCUUUCCAAGCAGAGGGAUUGAGUGUGAUGUCAGGCACUUCAUAGAGCGUUAUUCCCAUUAGGCUGAGCUGCACUGGGCUACUUAAAAGCAUUGUUUUGCUUUUAAGAGUUUUAAUUUGUAAAGUAAGACUGGGUUAGUUUCUGUUUAAGGAAGCAUUUUCCAGAUUGACCGCACACUGUAUAAUGUGUAACCUUUAUCGUUCUGUCCUGAUGUAUAAACACAGGUAUAAUUACACCCAGGGCUAUCACUGUAAAUAGGAGCAGGAUGAAGGAUGGCCUUUCAUUCCCAUCCAGUGUGAAAAUCUAAGUAUGCAGUGUGAUCUCAGCAAGAUUGUCGUCACUAAAAUAAGUCUGCAUCCAAAGUGUGUUCGUGACUCCACAAACCAUUCACUGACCCUUUGUAUCUGCGUGAAGAUUUCACUCACACUUUGCCUCUGAAAGUAUGAAGAAAUUACUUGAAAUAAA
Molecule: messenger RNA, 2686 nt
Organism: Fukomys damarensis (Damara mole-rat)
Lineage: Eukaryota; Metazoa; Chordata; Mammalia; Rodentia; Bathyergidae
Gene: Bfar
Product: bifunctional apoptosis regulator
Exons: 9
Coding region: 277-1623 (448 amino acids)
Biological process (GO): proteasome-mediated ubiquitin-dependent protein catabolic process
Cellular component (GO): nucleus
Molecular function (GO): ubiquitin protein ligase activity; protein binding
Source: RefSeq, a predicted model, not a curated record